Messenger RNA from Fulvia fulva, 2076 nucleotides. RefSeq names its product putative serine/threonine-protein kinase fhkC. The record is from RefSeq and is a predicted model, not a curated record. The coding region runs from base 1 to 2076 and encodes 691 amino acids. Gene Ontology annotation, cellular component: nucleus. The transcript is spliced from 3 exons. Gene Ontology annotation, biological process: mitotic DNA damage checkpoint signaling; protein phosphorylation. Gene Ontology annotation, molecular function: protein binding; ATP binding; protein serine/threonine kinase activity. NCBI's taxonomy places the organism in Eukaryota, Fungi, Ascomycota, Dothideomycetes, Mycosphaerellales, Mycosphaerellaceae.
AUGGCACCGCAAGACAAGAACGGCUCGUUGAAGCGCGCGCGGCAAUCGCCAGGAGCGCAGCCAGAAGAGCAGAAGAAAGCACGACGAUCCGCACGUCUGUCAGUAGGCGACAAUGACAAUGGCCAGGAGGGAGUGAAACAAGGCCCACUGCCCUCGCCCAUCACACGCCAUGCCACCGAUCCGAGCGAGGACGACCGCACAGAGCCCGCCUGGACACCACCCGUGCGGCCCAUCUCACACCAGCCAGCCACACCACCCGCAGAGUCGCGCCGGCACAAUGGUCUCUCGUCACCGCCAAACGACACCCAGCCGUACUCGCAGUUCCUUGCGCCAUCGAACGUUGCAUACGAAGUGGACGACGAAGAGGGCGAAGGCGUCUGGGGCUACCUCGUGCCUGUCCAUGGCUUCUCCGAGCCGCUGGUGCUGAGGAAGCGAGCAGCAUGUCCGGUGCCCCUUCAUGCUACUAGCAAACCCAGUGGUAAGCAAAGGGUGGCCAAGGACAAGUGGAAGACGGAGGAGGAAAAGUACGAGGUCGACAAAGCCCAGAACGGCACACCCGCUGGAGGCUACCUGCUCGGGCGUCACCCUGAAUGCGAUCGCAUCAUCAACGUUCCUACUGUCAGCAAUAGGCAUUGUCUGUUCUUCUCCGAGAACAAGUCAGGCGACGCGAUUGCCGUACUAGAGGAUCUCAGCGGAAACGGCACUUACGUCAACGACGCAUACGUGGGACGGAACAAGAGGCGCGAGCUGCAAGACGGCGACGAGAUCUCGAUACUGGACGAAGCACGUUUCAUCUUCAGGUACCCGCGCCGACGAGAUCUGCAUGCCAAUGCAUUCAGGAAGCAGUACAGCAUACAAGGUCAGCUCGGCAAAGGCCACUUCGCGACCGUCUACCUGGCGCUGGAAAAGUGCAGUGGCACACGAUUUGCCGUGAAGAAGUUCGAAAAGCGCAGUGGUCCUGGAGAGCGUAGCAAGGUUGAAGGCCUGCAGCAAGAGAUUGCAGUACUCAUGGGUGUCAGCCAUCCGAAUCUGCUGUGCUUGAAGGACACGUUCGACGAGCGGGACGGCGUCUACCUCGUUCUGGAGCUGGCGCCGGAGGGCGAGCUGUUCAAUUGGAUCGUGAUGAAGCAGAAGCUGUCGGAGGCGGAGACUCGCAAAGUCUUCAUACAGCUGUUCCAGGGAGUGAAGUACCUGCACGAGCGAAACAUUGUACAUCGAGACAUCAAACCGGAGAACAUCCUGCUGCUUGACAAGGAGCUCAACAUCAAGAUUGCUGACUUUGGUCUCGCCAAGAUCAUAGGAGAAGAGUCCUUCACUACCACAUUAUGUGGCACACCAUCAUACGUGGCACCGGAGAUCCUCGAGCAGACCAACCGGCGGCGCUACACUCGCGCCGUGGAUGUCUGGAGCUUGGGCGUCGUGCUUUACAUCUGCCUCUGCGGCUUCCCUCCCUUCUCUGACGAGCUCUACUCGCCCGAGAACCCCUACACACUCAGCCAGCAGAUCAAGAUGGGACGUUUCGACUAUCCAUCACCAUACUGGGACUCUGUUGGCGAUCCUGCUCUAGACCUGAUCGACCGCAUGCUCACUGUCGAUGUCGAGAAGCGCAUCUCGAUUGACGAGUGUCUCGAGCAUCCCUGGCUCACGCAACGCCCUAUCAGCGUCACCGAUAGCACCGAUGGCCUGACGGGUGCGUUCUCAGGCCUGGACUUCUCCAAGCGCAAGGUCCAGCGUGAACGUACGAUGUUGUCCUCCAUCAACGAUGUCAAGGUCGAUCAUGUCAUAGAGAGUCAGCCAGAUCUGCCUCCGGUGAAGGUGUGGGACAAGAACGGUGGACAGCACCAUACACAGCGACCUGCGAGUCAGCAACAAGCCGCACGACUGGCGACGGGGAAGAAGAAUGUCGGCCACACCGAGCACACGGUUGAGGCAGCUCCUGACGCGGCUCGGGACCCGGAGGAAUUUAUGGAGAUGGGCGGCAGAGGCGACCAGGUUCUGUUUGGAGAGGGCAACGGCAACAGUAUUUAUCCAAGCGAGACGGUGCGAGCCGGCGCGGUUGAAGAGGAGGAGAAGUGA